Fusarium poae is the source of this 2163-nucleotide messenger RNA. RefSeq lists its product as uncharacterized. The record is from RefSeq and is a predicted model, not a curated record. The transcript is spliced from 2 exons. NCBI's taxonomy places the organism in Eukaryota, Fungi, Ascomycota, Sordariomycetes, Hypocreales, Nectriaceae. Bases 1 to 2163 code for a protein of 720 amino acids. Gene Ontology annotation, cellular component: mitochondrion.
AUGCACCGCGCAUUGUCAGCUCGAUGGCUUAACCGGGCACUCAGUAUUGGUGAAGCUUCUGCUUCAUCCAGUGUCCCUUUAUUUUUAUGUCCUGCUGUUGGAGCAUCAAGUCGAAUUUAUAGAACGCCAAGAGCGGCACCUCUGCAAACCCCGGCUUAUACUCAACGAUUCAAUCACAUCGAAGCGACAUCCACUCAAGAAACGCCCGUCGAACCUGCCGAAACGCCUUCUCUUUUUAAUCCUGAAGUCCCAAGGAGGAAAUUGCCGUUGAAUUGUACCGGAUGUGGCGCCUUUACACAGACGAGCGAUCCGCAAUUGCUGGGUUACUUUGACCCAGAGAGCAAAAGAGUCAAGAAAUGGCUUAAUCCGAGGGCUUAUGAGCGUCAACAAGCACCCACGCAGGAGGAUGAAAUUGUUGGUGACGUUCUUAAGAAUUUAGACGGGAGCCAAAUCAAGGCUCUUGGAAUGGACCCUUCUCUCUUGAUCUCAGGCGCUGAGAGGGAGGGUCGUGUCGCUCCCAAAGCACCUCCUCAAGAAAAGCAACCCGUAUGCGACCGAUGCCAUGAUUUGCAGCACUACAGCACAAAAGGCGAGACAACAAAGGUCCCCAUGUAUCACCCUACCGUUGAGUCGCUGCGCGAAACAAUCGAGGAAUCACCGCACAAAUAUAACCACAUAUACCAUGUUAUCGACGCCGCCGACUUUCCCAUGUCGCUCAUUCCUCGACUUAAUGUUCUGCUGGGUGACAUUCCUAUCAGAACCCGCAACCGACGAUCGCGAAGUAGCAAAUUCCAGCAUGACCGCAAGACAGAACUCAGCUUUAUUAUCACGAGAGGCGACCUGCUGGGACCUAAAAAAGAAAUGGUGGAUACCAUGAUGCCGUACCUGCGUGAAGUGCUGAGAGAUGCUUUGGGGAGACUCGGAAACAGAGUUCGUCUGGGUAAUGUCCGAUGUGUUAGCGCAAAGCGUUCUUGGUGGUGUAAGGAAGUUAAGGAAGACAUCUGGAACCGUGGAGGUGCGGGUUGGAUGGUUGGAAAGGUCAAUGUUGGCAAAAGCCAGCUGUUCGAAGCUGUUUAUCCUAAGGGCAGGAUGGGGCCAGUGAACGAUAAGGACCGAGCAUCGAUAUCGACAUAUCCUCGAGAAGUCCUGAGUGCAGAAUCGAUUGCUGCGCAGCCGACUCAGGACAAGGAUGUAGAUGUUGGAGACUUACUACCGCCCGUGCAGCCAGCCCAGAAUUAUCCCGACAUGCCUCUAGUAUCAUCGCUUCCCGGUACAACUGCUUCUCCUAUUCGAGUUCCAUUUGGCAACGGAAAGGGCGAAUUAAUCGAUCUUCCUGGCUUGGCCCGCAGCGACUUGGAACUUUUCGUGAAAGAGGAGGCCCGGCAAUCGACGAUCAUGAAGAAACGCAUUGUACCUGAGCAGAUCUCUAUGACUCCUGGCAAGUCACUCAUCCUCGGUGGAGGUCUAAUUCGCAUCACACCGAAGAACCCCAACUUGGUUAUCUUAGCUUACAAUUUCACGCCUUUGGAUGAGCACCUUACUCAAACCGACAAGGCCAUUGCUUUCCAAGAGCAGACAAGGGAGUCUGCUGGUGUGCCAAGUAUCAUGCUUCCCGGCGUUGGGGGCAAAAUGAAGCAUGCUGGAACAUUUAAGCUGUCACACGAUGUUACCAGGAAGAGAGCAGGUCCACUUACAAGGAAGAAUGCGGUCGGCCUUAAUGUCGACAGGCUUCCCUUCCGAGUCUUAUCUACGGAUAUCCUCAUAGAAGGUGUGGGCUAUGUCGAGCUUGUCGCACAAGUCCGUGCUCGCGAUGUCGCUCUGAAGGUGUUUGACCAACAACAGCAACGGACCAAAACCGACGAAACUGUUUGGAAAAGGCCAGUUGAUACCUCUGAUCCUUUCGCCGCCAUGAAGUCUCAAAGAAGAGAUACAGCACCCGCUGUACAGGCGAGACACAAGGAACCCGAGCCCCCAUUGGAUCCUGCGUGGCCAGCGGUUGAUGUCUUCAGCCCCGAAGGCAGGUUCAUCGGUUCUCGCCAACCUAUUCAGGGAUGGUUGAACAACAAACCCCGUAUAUUGAAAGAGCAUAAAAAGAGUCGACCUCGAAGGAGUAUGAAAGGUGUUAAAAGGAAGGACAAGAUUGAGAGGAGGGCAGCAAACUGA